This is a messenger RNA of Cladocopium goreaui, 1123 nucleotides long. The record is from the annotation of a GenBank genome assembly. NCBI's taxonomy places the organism in Eukaryota, Dinophyceae, Suessiales, Symbiodiniaceae.
AAGCGAUGACUCCGGAUCUACCUGGCUGACGGCGUUUGUUUUGCGAGUCUUUGUGGAGGUUCAGGAGACGGCGUUAGUGGCUGUGGAUUCAGGCAUUCUGAAGUCGGCGACAGAGUUCCUGAUCAGUACCCAGAAAGCGGAUGGCUCCUUUCGACGAGUAGGUCAGGUCAUUCACCAGGAGAUGUUGGGCGGUGCCAGCGGUUCAGAUCUGGCACUCAGCGCCUAUGUGACGUCAGCCUUGGCGAAGGCGCAGUCCUCGCUUUCCCUCAGCACUUUGGCACCAGCGCUGGCGAAGGCCAAAACGUAUCUGGAAGCGCAGAGCUCCAGCGAUACCUAUGUGGCCUUACUUCGUGCUCAUGCCCUGGUUCUGGCAGGACUUUGGGAUAAGGAUCAAGUGGCAACUGAGGUGCUGUCCAAAUCCUCCACCACUGGCCUUUACCGUUAUUGGUCGCACUCAUCCAAUGCAGGUGACGGAAAGGCCUUGGAUAUCGAGAUGACAGGCUACGGCCUACUGGCGCUGACCCUCGCAGAUCGAUUGGGUGAAGCCUUUCAGGCGGUACGGUGGCUUUUGGAGAGGCGCACAGCCGCAGGAGGCUUCAGCUCCACACAGGACACGGUGGUGGCACUCAACGCCCUGGCGACGUAUGCCAUCAGCGCGGGGCAGAGCGUGGAUGUGGCGCUGGAGGUGAAAGACGGCCAGAAUUUCCAAGAAUCUCUGCAAGUCACAGCGCAGAACAUGGACGUGCUGCAAAGCCUCUCUCCCCCGGUGACAAGUGGCGCGAUGCCACUGACGGUGACCGGCAGCGGCAGUGGCAUGGCGCUGGUCAUGGCCAAUCUGGAGCAACGUGGCAAAAGAUUCACGAAGAACGGGUCCACAGAUUAUCUGGAGGACCCGCGCGGAAGAAUUCAUCCGCAGAGUAACAUUGAGGCUCGUGCUCCAGAUAGGGUGGCAGAACAGGUCGCCAUGCUUCUCACACUGCUCAUUCACGCGCAACAAGCAGAGGCGAUGGGUGACGACUACUACCAGUUCGGCAGCCAAGUGUUGCUUCGAGGGCAGGCAGCGGCAUACGAGCGACUUCGUUUAUGCCGAGGGAUUCAGAGGACCAGCAAAUCACACUCAUAG